This is a messenger RNA of Helobdella robusta, 345 nucleotides long. RefSeq lists its product as hypothetical. The transcript has 3 exons. The record is from RefSeq and is a predicted model, not a curated record. Lineage: Eukaryota; Metazoa; Annelida; Clitellata; Rhynchobdellida; Glossiphoniidae. The coding region runs from base 1 to 345 and encodes 114 amino acids.
AUGUCGAAAAUUCUACAUUCUUUAGAAAUUGGCGGAUUUUUUGGGAUGCAUCUAACAUGCAGCAUCUGUUUAGAUAAAAUUGUUGGAAACUUUGCAUACCUGGCCGGUUGUUUGCAAGGCUUCUUUAGAGCGUGCAUCGAUCAGUGGAGAAAACAACAUGCCCACUUUUCCGAUCCCCAUCCCUCCUUACCAUCUACACCACAUUUAGAGCUACAAAGGAGUAAUUUUCAAGUAAUCGAACAUUUCCUCAACAUCAUGAGGUGCAAUGUGUCCAUCGACCAACUGUUUCCUCCAGACAAGUUGAUACAACAAAUUUAUGAUUUCAUCUUCAAUGAGAAAACUUAA